AUGUUGUUUCGUGCCACAAGAGGCAAUAUGCUUUUCAAUAAGGCACCAGCUGAUGAACAAAUUAUGGAUCCUAUUUCAACUGAGAUGGUUGAGGAGACAGUGUUUGUUGUGUUUUUCUCUGGGGAGCAAGCAAGAACAAAGAUUCUAAAAAUUUGUGAAGCAUUUGGUGCAAAUUGUUACCCUGUUCCUGAAGAUAUAAGUAAGCAAAGGCAAAUAACUCAGGAGGUUUCAUCACGCCUUGCUGACUUAGAGGCCACUUUGGAUGCUGGAAUUAGGCAUCGGAAUAAGGCUCUAUCUUCUGUAGGAGGUCAUUUAGAAAAAUGGAUGGACAUGGUAAGAAGAGAGAAAGCUGUGUAUGAUACGCUGAACAUGUUAAAUUUUGAUGUCACCAAAAAAUGUCUUGUUGCAGAGGGCUGGUGUCCAAUAUUUGCAAGAACACAGAUUCAAGAGGCACUGCAACGUGCAACUUUUGACAGCAAUUCUCAAGUGGGUGUAAUCUUUCAUUCAAUGGAUGCACUGGAAUCGCCCCCUACAUAUUUUAGGACCAACAGUUUCACCAAUCCUUAUCAAGAAAUUGUAGAUGCAUAUGGUGUUGCAAGAUAUCAAGAAGCAAACCCUGCAGUUUACACAACUAUUAUAUUCCCAUUUCUUUUUGCGGUGAUGUUUGGGGACUGGGGCCAUGGAAUAUGCCUGCUGCUUGGAACAUUGGUUCUUAUAGCACAUGAAAGCAAACUCGGCAAUCAGCGACUGGGAAGCUUUAUGGAGAUGCUAUAUGGUGGGCGUUAUGUGCUUCUUCUGAUGUCACUGUUUUCAAUGUAUUGUGGGUUAAUCUACAACGAGUUCUUCUCGGUUCCUUUUCACCUAUUUGGUGCGUCUGCUUACAAAUGCCAAGAUAUUUCAUGCAGGGAUGCACAUACUACUGGCUUAGUAAAAUACAGAGAACCAUACCCAUUUGGUGUAGAUCCCAGCUGGCGUGGAAGUCGUUCUGAAUUACCCUUUUUGAACUCUCUCAAGAUGAAGAUGUCCAUUCUAUUUGGUGUUGUGCAUAUGAACUUAGGAAUUAUGUUAAGUUAUUUCAAUGCUCGUUUCUUUGGCAGUUCGCUGGAUAUAAGGUAUCAGUUUGUGCCGCAGAUGAUUUUCCUCAACAUUCUAUUUGGGUAUCUUUCCCUUCUCAUUGUUGUCAAGUGGUGUUCUGGCUCUCAGGCAGACCUUUAUCAUAUAAUGAUUUACAUGUUUUUAAGCCCCCUUGACAAUCUUGGUGAGAAUGAGUUGUUCAGGGGUCAAAGGCCACUUCAAGUUUUGUUAUUGCUUCUGGCUCUAAUUGCAGUUCCAUGGAUGCUCUUUCCAAAGCCUUUUAUAUUAAAGAAACUUCAUAAUGAGAGAUUUCAAGGAUGUAAUUACGGUGUUCUGAAUACCUCUGAGGUGGAUCUUGAGGUGGAACCGGAUUCUGCCAGGCAACAUCAUGAGGAAUUUAAUUUCAGUGAGGUUUUUGUUCACCAAAUGAUUCACUCCAUUGAGUUUGUUUUGGGUUUUGUUUCAAAUACGGCAUCAUAUCUCCGACUUUGGACCCUUGUGUUGGCUAUUAUUUGA
Lathyrus sativus (Indian pea) is the source of this 1590-nucleotide messenger RNA. NCBI's taxonomy places the organism in Eukaryota, Viridiplantae, Streptophyta, Magnoliopsida, Fabales, Fabaceae. The record is from the annotation of a GenBank genome assembly.